AUGGACAUCAAAUUCAAAACGGAUGAUCCUCAAGACCAGUCUAUGGUCUUCAAAUCGCAAAAGCUGCGUCGGACAACAGCAGCGCCUGUAUCUCCCGAAAAACGUCGCCAGAAAAAAAAACGCACCGAGCACAAACAGCUCACUGACUACUACCCUAACAAAAGACUAAAGGCCGAAGUCUGGUUAAAGAACUUUAACGGGGAAUUUCCUUUGUUGAACAACCUAUCAGAACCACCAAUGGUUAUUGUCGCGGUAGACAUUGCCUUUGGAAUGUUUACAGCUUUCUACCUCAAUAGGUUUGGUCUUAAGCAAGAGGCAAACGUCUUUCCUAUUCUCAAGGCCUUGGGACAAGUCAAAGACCCAAAGGAACCCCGACUCAGCAACACCGAGAAACUAUUUGCUGAAGAAAUUGGAUUUUGUUCCGUUGCCCCAAGGAGAAUCAGCAAGCAGAUUAAUGCUCCUGUUUUGAAGAACAAUUCCAACUACAAAGAGACAACAUUCAUUGCCGCCCUUGCUGAUAAUGAUGAUAGCGCAAAACUGACAGUUAUAUCAAAAAUGAUUGAGUUUCUCAAAACCAAGGGGAUCAGUGCUGAAGUAAAGAAUAAGUGGAACCUAACUGAUGGAGAAAAUCAAUCGAUGGACCACUAUCUCGAUGAUGCAUCAAUUAUUCGCCUUGUCCAGACCUAUUUUAAAAAGGAAGCUGACGAAAAUUUCUACGAUCGCUAUCCUGACGUAAGAGAUGCAUUCUUCUCUAAACCAUACCCUCAAGUGGCCCAUCACGAACUUGGGUAUCCCUACAUUAAAAUUGAAGACAGUCACGCCAAUUUCAAAAGACCUGUCAUCCUGGAACUUGACGAUUCUUCGGUUGAAUGA
This is a messenger RNA of Cylindrotheca closterium, 873 nucleotides long. Lineage: Eukaryota; Bacillariophyta; Bacillariophyceae; Bacillariales; Bacillariaceae. The record is from the annotation of a GenBank genome assembly.